This is a messenger RNA of Ipomoea nil (Japanese morning glory), 936 nucleotides long. RefSeq names its product E3 ubiquitin-protein ligase ATL23-like. Lineage: Eukaryota; Viridiplantae; Streptophyta; Magnoliopsida; Solanales; Convolvulaceae. The transcript has a single exon. Bases 547 to 936 code for a protein of 129 amino acids. The record is from RefSeq and is a predicted model, not a curated record.
UACAAUCAAUAGCCAAGAUAAGUUAGUUACUACAAGGUGGAAUCUCCACAAUAAAACUGACUACUUUAUAUAUAUCAAAAGAUAAUUAGAAUAAAUUACACUCCAUGUGAAUGUUGUGUCACAUCACAUCAAAUAAGUAAUGAAUAAUCCUCAUCGUAUGAUAUGACAAUCCAACAAAAGAAUAGCCAUUACUGCAAAAUGCAUGUAUGAGAAAGAUUCUGCCAAUAGCAUUUUGGUAAGGUUACUUGAGUGCGGUGUUUUCUCCAUUGACAUUCAUUAAACACAGUCAUCUUCCCGCAACAAAAUUGAAAAAGUUUUUAUUUUCCAUUUCCAUGCCAAUCUACCAUUGCCUUGCUGCCUGCACUGCCUCCCCAAUCACAGUAUACAGGGCCCCCCAUUUAACUCCAACUCUUACCAUGCGAAAUGUAGUGAAUUAUGCUCUACAUAAUCCAAAACUCCCUCUUUCCGUAUAGAAGUUCAUAGCAGUGUUUCUCUCAUAUAAAAGCUCCGGCGAAGCCUUCCAAAUCGAUAACAAUAAACCAAAGAAUGGGGCAGUGGGUGUUACUCGCUCUCUUUCUACCAUGCGCCAGCAUGUCCGCAGUGUUUAUAGUCUACUUCUGCUCAUUCUGGUACGCCGUCACCUAUCGGGCCGGCGAUGAUGCUGACCAGGAGGUGGUGAAAAACAGCCGGCAGAAGGGUCUAUCUGCCACGCAGCUUAACAAGCUUCCAAGAAUCACAGGCAAGGAUUUGGUCCUGGGGAAUGAUUGUGCUGUUUGUUUGGAAGAUAUAGGGAGCGACAAACCUGUUCGGUUGAUUCCGGGUUGCAACCAUGGCUUCCAUGUAGAAUGCGCGGAUGCGUGGCUGGCCAACCACCCGGACUGCCCUCUCUGCAGAUCAAAGCUGGAUCCGGAACUCUUUGAAACUAACCCCUGCUAA